This is a messenger RNA of Limanda limanda (common dab), 2617 nucleotides long. RefSeq names its product fibulin 1 (gene fbln1). The record is from RefSeq and is a predicted model, not a curated record. Gene Ontology annotation, cellular component: extracellular region. Gene Ontology annotation, molecular function: peptidase activator activity; calcium ion binding. The coding region runs from base 115 to 2193 and encodes 692 amino acids. Lineage: Eukaryota; Metazoa; Chordata; Actinopteri; Pleuronectiformes; Pleuronectidae. The transcript is spliced from 17 exons. Gene Ontology annotation, biological process: extracellular matrix organization.
ACUCACCAUCCUGCAAAGAAAACAACUCACCCCAAACACAACGGGAAGCUGAACGCGCUGGGAUCUGCUUCACUUCACUUCACAGCAGCAUCGGGCAGAAUCUCUCCUCAUUCAAUGGGUCCGCGUGUUGUGCUGCUCUGCUCCAUGUUCGGGCUCCUGCUUGGCCAAGGAGCAGAGCAAGUCUCGAUAGAGGACUGCUGUAAGGAUGGACAGAAUCGAGGCAAUGAUAAUGAAGACUGUGCAUCCCUCCCUCUCAUCUCUGCAUCAGACACAUGCAGGAUAGUGCAGGAGCAGUGCUGUGUGACAGUGCUCGAGGAUAACAUGUGCACCACUGGUAUCAACGUGGCCAAAGACCAAGGAUCCUGUGACUCUUUAUUCAGCAGCACCUGCGAGACCAAGACGACAAAGAUGUGCUGUGGCUGUUGUCUUCUGGGGAAGACGACCCAGGAGCAGGGCCUACCGUGUGAUAACAGCCUGUCUGUGGGCUACCAGUGCGGCCUGGUGUCCCGGGCCUGCUGCAUGGAGGGAGCCUCAGAGAACCAGACAGCACCAACAGCACAAACAGAGUUACCAAACAAGGAUGGAACCAAUGAAAAUGAAGAUAAUUCAGUGUUAACCGACCAGUGUGAAGGGAAAUGUGCUCAUGUCUGUGUCGGCAACAACACCUGUGCCUGUUUGAAAGGCUACAAACUCAAACCAGAUGGGAAGAGCUGUGACGAUAUAAACGAGUGUCUGCUGGGAGCCAGUAACUGUCGGGCAGGACAGCGAUGCAUCAACAAAGAGGGCUCAUUCCGUUGCCAGAGAGAGGUCAGCUGUGGAACUGGCUAUGAACUCACUGACAGCAACGACUGCAAGGAUAUUGACGAGUGCGAGGCUGGCAUCCAUAACUGUGUCCCGAAGUUUGAGUGCCACAACAGCCAGGGGUCGUUUCGUUGUCUUCCCAAGGUCCAGUGUGGGUUGGGCUACAUCCAGGAUGCCCUGGGCGAAUGCCUUGAUAUCAACGAAUGUGUUAGCCACACCAGUCCAUGCAACAGAGGACAGGUCUGUUUGAACACACAUGGCUCCUACAACUGCCAGAGGAACUCUGUGAACUGUGGUCGGGGGUACCACCUUAACGAAGAGGGCACGCGCUGUGUUGAUAUAGAUGAUUGUAAGGGCCCUGAGCAGGUCUGUUCAGGUCAUGGUUGUAUCAACCUGGUGGGCUCGUACCGCUGUGAGUGUGGGAGUGGCUACAUCUUCAACAGCUUCAGCCGCACAUGCGAGGAUAUUAAUGAAUGCAGGCACUACCCAGGCCGCCUGUGUGCUCACAAGUGUGAGAACAGUCUGGGGUCCUACAAGUGCAGCUGCACGACAGGGUUCAAGCUCUCCGCCGACGGCAGGAAUUGUGACGAUCUGAAUGAAUGUGAGAGCAACCCAUGCAGUCAAGAGUGUGCCAACGUGUAUGGCUCGUACCAGUGUUACUGUCGCCGUGGAUACCAGCUCAGUGACAUCGAUGGCAUCACUUGCGAAGACAUUGAUGAGUGCGCUCUGCCCACUGGAGGUCAUAUCUGCUCCUAUCGCUGUCACAACACCCCAGGCAGCUUCCACUGUUCCUGUCCCGUCACUGGCUAUACCCUGGCACUCAACGGGCGCAGCUGUCAGGAUAUUGACGAAUGCGCGGCGGGAACUCACACAUGUGUGGAGAACGAGAGCUGCUUUAAUGUGCAGGGAGGAUUCAGAUGCUUGUCCUUCGAGUGUCCAAACAACUACCGGCGUGCUGGAGAAACGGCAGCAAGGCUUGAGCGCUCUGACAUCAUUCGCUGUAUAAAGUCCUGUCAGUCCACUGAUGUUGCUUGUGUCCUGGACCCUACACUCUCAGUGUCCCACACCAUCAUCUCCUUGCCAACGUUCAGAGAGUUCACAAAGCCAGAGGAGAUUGUUUUCCUGAGAACCACGGUGCCGGCUUACGGGUCCUAUCACUUAGGCAGUUACGAUGUCAAGUUUGACAUCCUGGAAGGCAACGUGGAGAACGCCUUCGACAUCAUCAAGCGGGUAGAGAACGGAUUGUAUGUGGGUGUUGUUCGCCAAGUGAAACCUCUGAUUGGUCCAAUGGCUACAGUUCUGAAACUGUCCAUGCGCAACCUGACGACCCAGGGCGAAUCCGGCCAGAACAUCAUCAACGUCCACGUCUUUGUCUCCGAGUUCUGGUUCUGAGAGCCGUGACUUCACCACAUGCAUUAAGACAUCCACUGUCAACACUGUAAAACAUUGGUUUUGUAAUAUAUCAAUGCACAGAUCAGUGUUGAGGCUUUAAUGUUGUGUUUGAUCACUUUUGACAGUUUCUGAGAUGAAAGGUUGCUUCUGCCGGUGAGAGCACCACUUCUGUUGCUUUGAUGACAAGCUCAGUGAAGCACAUGCCGGUGUUGCAUCUGGCAAAAUUCAGCUAAAUAUGGAAAAACAAUGUCAUUAAAAAAGUCUUUGUAAGAAAUGAGACAAUCGGAAUUGUUUUGAAUGGAAAGUGCAUGCAUUUAGAGAGGUUGUUCAAGGAUAUGAUGAUGAUGAAAUUCUUUUGAUGACAUUACAGUUGCAACAGUCACUUUUCCUUUCUUACUGUAUUCAUUGGAUGAGGUAUUUUUUU